UCGUCGGCGGAGGAUGGGUAAUUCGAAUGUUCGCUAGUGCGGCGUUUAAGGCGAUGGCGGGGCUGCCUUUCGGGCGUUAAGGCUCGCUCUUCGUUUCCUUUUCCCCCGAUAGUAACGUUGGAGCUUUUACUCUGCGAUGGCCUGCAAGCUCCAAAAGUUGUUUUCUGUGGAAGCUGAAUUUGAAGAUGAGGAUUUCUUGAUGGCUGUGAGUGAUGUAGAGAAACAGACUCUAGACACAACAUCUGCUAAUUUAAGAGGUCUGAGACCACUUUCUGCAGGGUUAAGAGCUCCUGGCAAUGCCUUCAUGCCAGUCAAGGAUCCAGGCACCCGUAGCUUUUCAGAGACCAUGCCCCCUAUUUCACAGGUACAAAACUGCUCCAGACUUCAAUUUGGAGAUGGUAGCUGCACUACUGAGACCAAAAACAACCAUAUGCUUCCCCAGAUAAGCAACUUCAAGGUUCAAAAGGAUCCAACAGGCUUAUUAGCCAAGUGUGAAUCAGGUAGCACUUCAGGCAAGAGAUUUAAAUUUGUGAAUAGGCCUCCAGCUGUAUUUACCUCUGGGACUUCUCCCAGGGAUGAUAUUGACAAUGAACUUGUAUUGGCUGCAUGCAUGGAUUUAGAAGAAUCUAGUAUGUAUCCAGAGUCUUUCAGAUCUGACUGUGGUUCCCAGAAGCAGAUGAGAGACAAUGACUUAGAAACAAUCAAGAAACGACAAGUCACAAACACAAUGACGCCAAUGAAUCCUGUUGGAUUGGAUACUUCACAAAUGACAAAAAUCCGAAAAGAAUUUGUUGAUGAGGUCGUCAGCCAUCUACAGCCAAUGGGAGUUUCUUCAGAGUCAAAUCUGAAGCCUACCUCCAUGGAUUCUGUUUUUCCCCAGGCUAACUUAGGGAUGAGCAACAGUAUUGUCUCCCUUUCAAAUUCCAGUGUUCAGAUGAUAAAGCCUGUUCAAUCAUCUUUGGAUAAAUCCACUUCUGAAUGCAGCAGUCCUUCCUUGCCACUGAUUAGACCCUGUUCUCCCUUUAUUACAACAAGUACUCCUUCAAGGCUGCCCAAAUCACGCAUAUUUAGCCCCAGCUGCUCUGACUCUAGAAUGGUCAAUAAUGGUGGUCAACUCCAUAUCACAUAUGGUCCUUCAGUGGCAACUGUGGGAAUCCCUCCUGUCAUUCCUAAAGCCCCAACUUUAGUUGCAGGUUCUGGAAAGCCUCAGACGCCUGUUCUCACCAAUCAUCUUGUCCGUUUGGUCACAGCAGCCAGCAAGACACCUCAGUCAAUGACUCAUGUUUCUUUGCGAACUAAGACUCGUCGCUUCCCAGGACCAGCAGGCAUUCUGCCUCAACAACCUAAUGGGAAAAACCUGGAUGAGAUUCUCAUUGCAACUCCCCAGAUGCCAACUCACGGAGCUGUAGCAAAAUUACGAACUGAGGAAAUGUCUAUUUCCCAGCAAACAAUAGAAGAAGAAUUUGAAAGAGGCCCAUGGGUUGCCAUGAAAAAUGAAUUUGAUUUGGAUGAAGGAGAUCCAUCCUGUUUUCUUCAGAUGUACAGCAUUUCUAUGGUACUUCGUAAGGCAGCUCUGAAGCAACUCCCAAAGAACAAGGUUCCAAACAUGGCAGUAAUGAUUAAGUCAUUGAUGAGGACUAAUGUUGAUGCAGGUGCUGAGUUCAAGGACCCUACUGGUGAAAUGCAGGGCACAAUACAUCGUUUGUUGCUGGAAGAAAAAGAAAGUGAAUUUAAAAUUGGUUCAGUGCUUCUGCUAAAACAGGUGAGCGUGUUCUCUCCAUCCCAUCGCAAUCAUUAUCUCAAUGUCACACCCAGUAACUUGGUGAAAGUAUAUUUACCUGGUUUCAGCAGUGGAAAUCAACUUCAGCAAUACCAAGAGAUUUGGGAAACAAGUGAGACUGUGACACCACAGCAGGAUCCCCCCAUAGGUGCUGUGAUUGUAAUGGCUGCUAUGGAUGACAAGAAUAUGGAAGGAUAUGAGAGAAAUAAGAAGAGAUGUCAUCAUGUAUUAGCAUCAAACGAAAGUCCAUCAUUAUUACAAGAGUCAGGAAAUUGUGGAGUAGGCAAAUCCGUUGAGAGAGCUGACUUGGAUGAUCUGGACCAGCUUCUUGGUGAACUCCCUGAUGAUUUUUUCUCCAGCUUGGAAGAACAGAACACUUUAUGACAGCUCACUAAUCCUACAAUAUCUUGCUGGGUAGGAUCUGGACGCAUACCUUUGUUCAUGAGCCUUUUUUCACCAUGAGGUAGACUUCCUUGCAGGGGCACUUUCUAAUCACUAAAAAAAUCCUUUAUAAAUUAGAUGUAAGCUGUCCUUUAGGUAGAAAAUAGAUUUAGUAGCAAGAUGGCUGGAUGUUAAGCUAAUGCACCUUCUGUGCGUGGAAAGAACUUAGCUGGUUUUUGGCAGAGAUCCUAUAUUUUUGCACACUAGUACUGAGACCCUGCACCACACCUUAUUACAAACUUGUCUCGUCAGAAAAUAAAUUUUGCAAGGCUAUUGGAAUGACCUGCAAUGACUUUUUAAAUUAACAAGUAACUGUUACUCCAUUUGGUUUGAAAUUGCCUUAGGUAUGUAUUUAAUGUUUACUGUGGUGCUUUGUUAUACACUGUUUCAGGCAUAACAAACUGUCUUCUAACUGGUCUUCCAAAACAAUAAAAAAUGCUUAUGUUAAUUGAUGCUGUCUGA
Thamnophis elegans (Western terrestrial garter snake) is the source of this 2683-nucleotide messenger RNA. RefSeq names its product homologous recombination factor with OB-fold (gene HROB). The coding region runs from base 137 to 2164 and encodes 675 amino acids. Gene Ontology annotation, biological process: recombinational repair. Lineage: Eukaryota; Metazoa; Chordata; Lepidosauria; Squamata; Natricidae. The transcript is spliced from 10 exons. The record is from RefSeq and is a predicted model, not a curated record.